Prunus avium (sweet cherry) is the source of this 1747-nucleotide messenger RNA. RefSeq lists its product as uncharacterized. Gene Ontology annotation, molecular function: protein binding. Lineage: Eukaryota; Viridiplantae; Streptophyta; Magnoliopsida; Rosales; Rosaceae. The record is from RefSeq and is a predicted model, not a curated record.
UUUUACAUUUUGAAAUCCAAAAUGAGGACCGUUAUAGCGCCAUAACAGUACAUUCCCUCCUCUUUUCUUCUCUCUCUCUCUCUCUCUCUCUGUGUUUCUCUGCACAAGUAAGCCAAGCCAAAGCGAGCGAGCGAUUUUCUCUGCAACGAUUGAGCGAGUGAUUUUCUCUGUAACGAUUUAGCGAGUGAUUUUCUGAGUUCUUUCUCUGUAACGACUGUGUGAAAUUUUGGGUUCUGAAAUCAAGAAUGGCGUCGUCUGCUAGAAAGCGCAGACAAUUGGAGGAUGGUUUUGGUUCCUUUGAGUUUCAGUUUCAGACCCAGAAGAGGGUAAGGUCUUCUAGGGUUUCUGAGACCCAACGGAAUGUAGCCGUUGUGGAAAAGUCGACUGUUGGUCUUCCUAUGCACAAGGGUUUGGCUUCGUCUGUUACAAAAAAUGCCGACCCAGAAUCAGAAGAGCUGGGUUUCGAUGAAAUCUGUCAGACCCAGAAGAGGAAGAGGUCUUCUAGAGUUUCUGAGACCCAACGGAAUGUAGCCGUUGAGGAAAAGUCGACUGUUGGUCUUCCUCUGUGCAAGGGUUUGGCUUCGUCUGCUACAAAAAAUGCCAACCCAGAAACAGAAGAGGGUUUUGAUGAAAUCUGUCAAACCCAGAAGAGGAAGAGGUCUUCUAGGGUUUCUGAGACCCAACGGAAGGAAAAGCCGACUGUUGGUCUUCCUCUGCUCAAAGUCAAAGGUUUGGCUUCGUCUGCUUCAAAAGAGACGUUGGAUUGUUCUAAAGUCUUGGAUUCUCUGAUGAAACUCGGCCAUGCGAGCUACUUCAACAAGCCUGUUGUUGAUCCUGUGGCUGAGAAUUUGCCGGGUUAUUUCGAAGAAAUUUGGAGGCCGAUGGAUUUGGGUACUGUGAAAUCGAAAUUGGAGAGGGGUGUCUACUCCAGCGCUGAUGGCUUUGCUGCUGAUGUCAGGCUUAUCUUCUCAAACGCUUUCAGAUAUUUCUCCCUUGGGAGUAGAAAUCUUGCAGCAGCCAAGCAUCUUAGUGGGGUUUUUGAGACCCAAUGGAAAGAAGCUGAGGAGAAAAUGUCAAAGACCGCUUGUCCUCCUCCUACUCCUCCUCUGCCCAAACGGAAACCAAAUGGCAAGAGCUCUUCUGCUUGUAGGGUUCUUAUACAAAAUCAAGGGGUUGUUAGGGUUUCUGAUUCUCACUCAGUUAAGUCAACCAAAGAUGAUGACUUGGGCACCCUUGUUCAUCAUGCCAUGUAUCAGGCCACAGACAAUUUUUCUCCAUGUAAGGCUAGGCGAAUUCAGUUGCUCAAGAUGCGAUUUUCAGGUACAAUACAGAAAGCAAACAAGAUACUUAAGGGUCUACCUGAUUCUCCACCAAGGAGAAAAUUGAUGCAUCGGAUGGAUCAAAGGGAAUCGGCUCGUCGUGCCGUUUUGAACAUGGAGAAGGCAGUCCAAUUUGAGGACCCCUUAAAGGAUCUCAAACAACUUGAGAUUCUCUGUGGCUGUGGCAGUGAAAGGGUCUACCUUGGAUUGCCCCUUAAGCAUUUGGGUUUGUACCUCAAAGAAGAUGACGAGUUACAGGGUCAGGACGAGGAGGCUUUUCUGAAUGGAGAUCGGGAGGAAGGCGAGAUCUGCUGGCAGGAAGGCGAUUGGGAGGAAGGUGAGAUCCGCUCAUGAAGUACAGUUUUUUUGUGAUUGCUAUUUGAUGGCUGAUGCAACUGAGAGCGAAUGGUUUGGGGACGAGGGACAAA